UAUUACCAAAUAUCUUCUAAUUUAUUUAAUUUUUUCAUUAUGUUCCUUGUAGGCUAUGUUAUGUUGCUGGCAGAGAAGGGCAUUUUCCACGAGUAUUUUCAUACAUUCAUCAUAAGAACCUCACACCAGUGCCAUCAGUCAUCUUCACAGCUUUGAUGGGAAUCAUCAUCAUUAUCCCAGGGAAAAUAUCAACUUUAAUUGAUUUUUAUAGUUUCUCUGCAUGGACUGUUUAUGGAAUAGGUGCCUUUACGGUAAUAUAUUUACGGAUUACUCAACCCAAUCUUAAAAGACCUUUAAAGGUACCAAUUGUGAUCCCAGUAAUCGUUGUGAUCAUGUCAGCUUAUCUUGUACUGGCACCAGUCAUCCAGAAUCCAAAGAUAGAAUUCUUCUUUGCUUUUCUCUUCAUCUGCAGCGGUCUGCUUUUCUACUUCCCAUUUGUUUACAAGAAGAUUUCUCCACCUGGAAUAGGAAGAUUCCAGCUGUUCUUACAAAAACUGCUGUGUGUUGUGCCAAGUGAUACAAGUCCUGAAGAAGAGGAAAUGUCAGAGCUCUCAAGUGAUGCUAAAAAGCUUUAGAUUAUUUUAAGUCAUUGAAACUGCUGUUUUUUUUUUAAUGAUUUAUAUAAUGAAAUAAGUGAAAAAAAAAUCCAUCUAA
Messenger RNA from Octopus bimaculoides (California two-spot octopus), 654 nucleotides. Its product is annotated as b(0,+)-type amino acid transporter 1. Gene Ontology annotation, molecular function: L-amino acid transmembrane transporter activity. The record is from RefSeq and is a predicted model, not a curated record. Lineage: Eukaryota; Metazoa; Mollusca; Cephalopoda; Octopoda; Octopodidae. Gene Ontology annotation, biological process: amino acid transmembrane transport. Gene Ontology annotation, cellular component: membrane.